This is a messenger RNA of Prinia subflava (tawny-flanked prinia), 5069 nucleotides long. Its product is annotated as Y+L amino acid transporter 2-like. The record is from RefSeq and is a predicted model, not a curated record. The transcript is spliced from 11 exons. Gene Ontology annotation, cellular component: membrane. Gene Ontology annotation, molecular function: L-amino acid transmembrane transporter activity. Gene Ontology annotation, biological process: amino acid transmembrane transport. Lineage: Eukaryota; Metazoa; Chordata; Aves; Passeriformes; Cisticolidae. The coding region runs from base 586 to 2109 and encodes 507 amino acids.
UCUUUUCAGGCAUACUUAGAGAGCUCUCAUCCUUCAUAGAUGGAACAGCUUGAAAGUUGUUUAUUCAAAGAAUUUGUCCUACGCUUGCUUUGAAUAGGGUUUUUAAAAAGCGCAGCCAUUUCUGUGUAAACAUUAACCGUAUACCUGUCUCAGUCUAUCAUAAAAAGCAUGUUUAUACAAGAUGUAACUUACAAAUGAAGAAAUAGGAGGAGCAUUGGCUUACAAAAGAAAGAUUUGUGUUGUUUUUAUUAUUCCUUUUGGUCACCGUGGGUUACAGAAUGGAACGUGCAGCAUGAAUCUCUGCUCCUGCUUGUUUUCUAGUUGGACUGCUCAAGCGUUCUGAAGGGAUAUCUGUGCUUGGAUUCAAAUAUUUUACUUUCCUGUGUGGAUUCGUGGUCAAGUCUGAUGAAGUGCUGUUAUCUGGUGCCUCAGCUCUAGUGACAAGACUCUUGACCUGCUGGAUCAGCUCCUUCCAGAUGCCCUUUGUACUUCACGCAGAAGAAAAUUACCCAGAAUGGACUUGGAGAAAAUAAGAGAUUGGUUAUGACUUUUACAGUAGCUUUCUACAGGUGAUGUGAUUUGAAGAUGCCAACCCCUUGGCAAACGUGCUGCAAUAAAAAGACCAGAACUAAGAAUGCAAAAGCUGGAAUGGACAAUAUGGCUGAGAUGAGUGAAAAAAUGCAGAUGAAAAAAGAAAUCACAUUACUAAAUGGAGUUUCUUUAAUUGUGGGGAACAUGAUUGGCUCUGGCAUAUUUGUGUCACCCAGAGGUGUUCUAAUGUACAGUGCUUCCUAUGGACUCUCGCUGGUCAUCUGGGCGCUUGGUGGGCUCUUUUCCCUGUUUGGAGCUUUGUGCUACGUUGAACUGGGGACAUCCAUCAUGAAAUCUGGAGGCAGUUAUGCCUAUAUCCUGGAGGCAUUUGGGGCCUUUGUGGCCUUCAUCAGACUCUGGUCUUCCUUGCUGAUUAUUGAACCAACGACUCAGGCAGUGAUAGCAAUCACAUUUGCUAACUAUAUUGUUCAGCCGAUUUUCCCCCAUUGUGAACCGCCCUAUGAUGCAGUCAGGCUGAUUGCAGCUGCAUGUAUAUGUUCCUUAACAUUUGUUAAUUGUGUUAAUGUAAAGUGGGGUACCCGUGUACAAGAUGUUUUCACAUAUGCCAAAGUUAUGGCUCUUAUCUUGGUGAUAUCUGUUGGCCUUUACAAAAUUGGUAAAGGGGAAACGGAGAACCUGAGAGCUCCAUACGAGGGCUCAGCAACAAACCCAGGGAUGAUCGCCCUGGCUCUCUACUCUGCCCUCUUCUCCUACUCAGGAUGGGACACGCUCAACUAUGUCACCGAGGAAAUGCAGAAUCCUGAGAGGAACCUACCUCUUUCUAUUGCAAUUUCAAUGCCUAUUGUAGCUAUUAUUUACUUAUUGACUAAUAUAGCAUACUAUGUAGUGUUGGACAUGUCAGCUAUCCUCACAAGUGAUGCAGUGGCUGUGACAUUUGGAGGUGAAACCCUCAGUCAUGCCAAGUGGAUAAUUCCUAUAGCAGUGGCCAUGUCUUGCUAUAGUGGCUUAAACUCAUCAAUUAUUGCAGCAUCUCGGCUUUUCUAUGUUGGAGCCAGGGAAGGACACCUGCCUGUCAGUCUGAGCUUGAUUCACGUCAAGUGCUUCACACCAGUCCCUGCUCUCCUGUUCAAUGGCUUAAUGACUUUGCUUUACCUCCUUGUGGAAGAUGUUUUUCUCCUUAUUAACUACUACUGCUUCAACUACUGGCUCUUUGUGGGUCUAUCUAUUGCAGGACUAAUAUAUUUGAGAUAUACUCAGCCACACAGACCACGGCCUGUUAAACUUAGCCUCUUCUUCCCUAUAGUAUAUUGUUUGUGUUCCCUGUUCCUGGUUAUAGUGCCUCUCUACAGUGAUACAAUCAAUUCCCUUAUUGGCGUUGGUAUUGCCCUCUCAGGCAUUCCUGCAUAUUAUUUGGGAGUCUAUCUGCCAGCUGAAAAACGACCUAAAUGUCUGCUUUGGCUCUCUGCUACAACAACGAAGUAUGUUCAGAUGCUCUUCUACUGUGCUCUGUCAGACCUGGACAUAGACGUGGAACCCACAGCAGCUAAGAAUAAAUAGAGUUGCCUCAACAUUGAAAAUUGUGCCUUGACAUCUCCUGUCUGGAACAGUUUUCAUCAUCUGAAGCUCUUCCCAUAUGUUCAGUCAUAGAAGAGUACUAACCACUGUACUGUGCAUUGGUUUCAUGUCAGUGAAGUUGUGAUGGGUUUAUAAAAUACUCUGUUUUACAGGAUUUCUUUUUAAAAUUCUGUUUGUUUAUAGUCAGUUAUCAUGUGACAUUUUGAAACUAUAAAGCACUUAAUGAACAAAUGUUUAUUAGUGGAUAAGUGCUAAAUCUUAAAUGCAAAAGAAGAGUAAAAAAUAUUAGAUCAGGUCUUUGCAAGAUUCAAAGUCUGAGUUUGAAAGUAGAAACAACAGUAGUUUUCUAAAAAUGUAACUAAAUUCUUAGCCAAAGCAAAAAAAAAAAAAAAAUUCUUGCUGGUACUCAUUUUGAGUCUUAAUAUUAGUGUUACAUUAUUCUAAUGCAUAAUUCGUGGCAUACGUAGUUUACUAAAAGCAGAAAACCAAAGAGUUUGGUCAUUUAACUUCUGUGAGAAAUUCUCAUUUGAUGAAUGUCCACAUAAAUUACUCUUUUAUAGAAAAGAUAUUUCCAACAAAAAAAUGAUACCAUUGUUCAGAAGUAUUUUUAGUUUCCAGAACAGUCUGUCAUGGAGGACUUAAGUCACUGAGUCCCAUUCCAGCUAGUGGAUAUUCAGGGAAAACACUUCACCUUCUCAGACUGUCCUUUAGUUGCCUAAAAGUAUCAAAAGUGUGGUCCCAUGAAUCAUACUGAUUUUUUCCACAGUUGAACUUAUUUAAAAAUUCACAAGGAAAAAUUAAAAAUUGAUGUUUUUCAAAGUUCCUUGAGUCCUGCCUAACCCCAGAAACCUCACCAGUUUCUGCUAUUAAAAUAACCUUCAGGUCUUCUACUGAGCACACAGAGAGCCUCCAGAUAGGUCCUCACACCACAGGUGCCUGUUCCACAAUGCUCAGCACAGACACGUGUACUGGACAAGUGCACCCAUCAGUGAGUGCCAUGAAAGAAUAUGGCAAUUAAGAACUGGGAUGUUCUCUUGAUCAUUAACUCUUUCAGUGUGGCACACAGGAAUCUGCAACUAAUCCUACUUCUUAGUCUCCUGAAAUGGAAAAGACAAUAACUGUAAAGAAAAAAAAAAAAAAAAAGAAGCCACCAGCCUUGCAACCUAGACCUUAAAAUGCUUCAGCUCUAAUAUGGUUUGUUGAAAUGCAGUACCAUUUGUGAUCUUGUUGGCAAGUCAUACUUCCUUUCUGGUUUUAUAUUUAAAUGUAACAUACAUUGUUUCUAAUUUGAAUUUCACCAUUCCUCUUCAAUUAGCCUUGACUAAGGUAAUUUAAUCUUAUACAAGUCCUUGUAGCUUCCAGAAUUGUGUGUUAUUGAUGUCUGCUCAGAGAAAGAGCAAUGCAACAGGCAAUUUUUACUAUUUAAGCCUCUCUUUACUCCCUCCCCACACUGCAAGGUCAUUUGGAGGAUUGUAGUUUCAUGCAUCUAGGGUGUAAUUUAGUUUGCCCAGCUCAGAGCAUCCCCACACACUCUUCACACACAGCACACGUGUCUGUUACAGAAUAGCACCACUGUGAUCCUGCCUGUGAUUGUACAGUAAUUCUGCAUUUUCGCCUCAUCUCUUACAAAGCACUGGUUAGUGACAGAGCUGUGGUCCCAGACUGUAUCAGGGCACAGAGUAAAAACCCUCCAAUCUGGCACCAAACUCAACAGCACCAAAGCUGACUGUCUUUGCCCCCAUAGAGGUCAAAGUCAUGCUUGGUACUGAGCCAUGUGUCCUACCAAGACAGACUGUACCAUCCUCUGAAGUUUUUCAAUGCAGGACCGAAGUUUCUAAAUUAUUUGGGACACUUGAGGUGACAUCUCAGGUGGUAACAGCAGGCAUUACAGAGUUAAAACAAGAAUUCCAACCUAUAACAAGAACAUUUCCAAACAAAAAUCUGAGCUGAGAAACUUCUUUAGUUGUCUGUUCUUUGCCUUUUUGUGGUUUUUGUUUUUUGGGGUGGUUUUUUGGUUUUUUGGGGUUUUUUUUGUUUUGUUUUGUGUUUUGUUUUUUGUUUUUGUUUUUUGUUUUUGUUUUUUGUUUGUUUGUUUGUUUUGUUUUGUUGGGUUUUUUUGUUUGCUUGUUUUUUGUUUUUUGUUUUUUUUGGUGGAUCUGUUUAUUUGUUCUGGCUGCAAAGGUGCUGAUAACACACCAGUGUUUUGGCUACUGCUGAGCAGUGCUGGCACAGCAUCAGCGCUGUCUCCCUGACAUUCCACUGCCAAGCAGAGGGCUGGGAAGAGCCUGGGAGGGGUCACAUCUGGGAUAGGUGACCCAGGUUAACCAAAGGGAUUUUCCAUACCAUAUGACAUCAGCUUAGCCAUAAAAGUUUAGAAAAGUAGGAGGAAGGUGGAGCAUGUGUUAAUUUGAAAGUUUGCCUUCUGGAGAAAUCACUAUUUGUGCUGAAGCCACACUUCCCAGGAUUGGGACACUGGGACAUGUGGUUGGACAUUGCUUGCUGAUGGAAAGUAGAGAAUAAUUUUUUUUCCCCUCUUUGUUUGGGGACACACAAACUUUUGCUUUUGCUGUAGUAAACUGCUUUAUCUCAACUUACAAGUUGUUUUCCAUCCUAUUUUCUCUUCUCUGUCCCACUGAGAAGGGGGAGUAAUGGAGCAGCUUUGUGGGCACUGGGCAUCCAACAAAGGUCAACUCAGCACAGCCUUUUCUGGGCAUGAUGCACAAACCUUAAUUUUCUUUCAGGACAGAAGAAAAGUAAUAGUCAGAUACAAGGUUUUAAAUGUAAAUUAAACUACUGAAAUUCUCUGGACAUUGGAAUCUAAGAAAUGUUAAUGUGAUUGUUGAUUUUUCACUCCUUACAAAUGUAAGUUAUUGUCAAAUAUCUAAAGCAAGUCAUAGAUGUUGAAAGCAUUUAAAACAAAUAAACAUUUGAUUCCUGGCAAA